AUGGGUGCAAGAGGCAACCGUCAAUCUGAUAAAUGGGUGCAAGAGGCAACCGUCAAUCUGCAGAGCCUCAUGGCAUGGCGGAUCCCAGGUCGGUAAGGUAGCAUCUUUUUGAAUGUUGAGCCAGUAUAUAUCUAGAGUAUCCCCUUUGAUUAUUGUUAAACUAUUGCAUUGGAAUAUUGGGCGAGAAAGUCUCAUACACGAGCAUAGGAGAGUUGCAGUCGGAGACACAAUGUCCCUACCACAAUCACAAAAAACCUCCAAACUUCUCGAAAAGUGUCUUGAUACGCACGGAGAUAUGUCGAAGAGCCCCGUUUUGCCUCAGGCUUGUGUGCCUCCAAAGUUUUCCGCAGAAGAAGAGGAGACCGUGACGAGGCCUAUAUUGACAUCACGUGACUGCAGCAUGUGGGAGUCAUCCCGCUCCAGCCUAUCACAAAACGGUGCGAUGCAGGAUAUAGGUGCAACGGAGCGAGAUGUUUACAAUUGGCUAGUUACAGGUUCAAGAGACCUCUCGACCAUUGCCUCAAAUUUCAGCAACCCUCAACACCUCUUUAUGUAA
Messenger RNA from Hymenoscyphus albidus, 556 nucleotides. NCBI's taxonomy places the organism in Eukaryota, Fungi, Ascomycota, Leotiomycetes, Helotiales, Helotiaceae. The record is from the annotation of a GenBank genome assembly.